AUGCGGAAACAGAGGUGGCUUAGUCAGCUCAAGCUGGCUUUAGGCGCAGCGCUAAGCAGGGACUGGCGCUCCAUAGUCAUCCCAAGCUCUGGCUGGUGGAAGGAAGCGACUCUGCUGGGCACUGACGAUGCAAACCCUAGGUGUCAACACAAUGCACUGGUUGCUUCUCCACAGCUCACAGAAGGUGGCGAGGAGAGACUGGAGUCACCCCAGGAAGAUCUGCGCCUCAGUGGACAGAGUUCUCAUCAGAGGAGGCAAAACAACUCUUCUGAGUCCCCUGAAAGAAAGCCCUAUUCUCUGAAGAUCCAAAACACUACCAGCUGCAGCUCAGGCACAUACAGGUGCACUCUGCAGGAGCUGGGAGGGCACAGAAACCUCAGUGGCAUGGUGACUUUGAAAGUGACAGGAUGCUUUGAGGAGCCUAAAGAGUCAACUUUCAAGAAAUACAGAGCUGAGAUUGUCCUGCUCUUCUCACUGGUCAUUUUCUACUUAACACUCAUCAUUUUCACCUGCAAGUUUGCACGACUACAGAGUAUUUUUCCAGAUUUUUCUAAACCUGGCAUGGAACGAGCUUUUCUCCCAGUCACCUCCCCGAAUAAACAUCUGGGGCCAGUGACCGUUCACAAGACAGAAGUGGUGUGAACAGGAUUUCUGCUGUUUUGCUGAAGUCAAGGGCUCAGUGGUGUGCCUAGACACCACACUGGACAAGAGAAGAAUGAGCCCCAACUUGAAGAUGAUGACACCCUGCCUGUGAGGUCCUUCACCUGACUGAGAACAUCUGAAGUGGAUCCCACCCCAUUGUCUGCUUGCAGGGUCUUGAAAACCAUCACAUGAUCACAUAGCAUGGGGCCAUUGCUACUUUCCCAUGGCUGCUAUCUUGGCAUUUUAUGCAGCUAUCUGAUCAACCUCUUGGACACUUUUUCAGUCGUUUAAAAGCUAUAGUGAGAUGCAGGUGGAAAAGGUUCUUGGGAAAUUUGAAUUUCCAGAGCUGGCCCUGUAACUGACUCCUGAGGACAGCCUUCCUCUUCCACAUCUGGGAAACAUCUCUUUGAAUUUGCUGGGUUUUGUUGCACCAGCCCAGAUGUCUUACAUCUGAGAAAGAUUGACAGGCCAAGCUGUGAGACAGUGAGAAAUAUUUAGCAAAUAAUUUCCUGGUGUGAAGGUUCUGCUAUCACUAAGGAUGAUUAUGUAUAUGUAAAAGUGAAAGGUCAAUGGACUAGUCCCCAACAAGGCCUUUAUAUCUGGGAAA
This is a messenger RNA of Fukomys damarensis (Damara mole-rat), 1249 nucleotides long. RefSeq names its product CD83 molecule (gene Cd83). The transcript has 4 exons. Bases 1 to 642 code for a protein of 213 amino acids. The record is from RefSeq and is a predicted model, not a curated record. NCBI's taxonomy places the organism in Eukaryota, Metazoa, Chordata, Mammalia, Rodentia, Bathyergidae.